Molecule: messenger RNA, 992 nt
Organism: Paramecium octaurelia
Lineage: Eukaryota; Ciliophora; Oligohymenophorea; Peniculida; Parameciidae
Source: the annotation of a GenBank genome assembly
AUGUAUAAAGGGAACCCCACCGAAGUCAAAAGUAGCACAGGGAAGAGAAUAACAAGGCCGUAUAGUUAAUAAAAGUAUCUCAAUUGAUAACUUAGGGAGUAUAUAGAUAUUAAGUCUUCACUUAAAUAGGACUCGUAUUCAUGUGAAAAGUCAAACUAGUCUACAAUAUUAAAAAGCAAAGUGUCUAGCAAAUAAUAAGUAAAGAAUAAAAUGAAACCAACAUAAACGCGAUUUUAAUAUUAAUAACCUUAGAGUUUACAAACUACUCAUCGUUAUAAUCAUUCUCCAUAUGUUAAGCCUCAUUAAUAAUAACAAUUAUUUGAGUUGCAGAAAACCAUUAUGGCUGAUGCUAACCGAAUGGGCAAUCUUGUAAAUCAAAUGAAGUCUCACUCUUAAUAAAAAAAAAUCCCAUAACAGAUUUAAAUGCAUCAUAAAUCAUAUUAAACAAAUUGCAAAGAGAAAUAAACCCAAAGUUUAAAUGGUAGUUUUGAAUUGAAGAAAAGAAUAUUUACAACAAACCACGAUGUUAAUACAUAAUAUAAUAUGAUUACAAAGUCUAAUAGAGCACAAUCUGUUCUUGAUGAAUAUAAAACCACUGCAAUUGAACUAUAACAAACUAUGAAAAUCCCAGAGCCAAUCUUACCUUAAAGAGUGAUACCCUAUGAUUCAGAGUAAUAAUAAAAAAUAUCAAAUAUAGAACUGAAUUCGAAGGAUACAGAAAGGGGGACUUUUUAACUUUCCAGUCAGAGGAUGAAAGCGAAAGCGAGGAUUUACUGAGAAAAGCUGGAAUUGAACAUUUCUUAAAAAACUUAACAGAUAAGGAAAUUUUGUUAUUGGAAAAAUAUAUUUACCUACGAAAAUAUGAUAUGAUUGCUAGAAAUCCAAGAACAUCUAAAUAGAAUGACCAGUUUUUUCAGAAUAACAAUACUUCAAGAACUUCCUAAUAACAUUAGUAAUAAUAUUGCAAAAUUAGUAGACAAACUAAAAAAUGA